Molecule: messenger RNA, 348 nt
Organism: Chlorella variabilis
Lineage: Eukaryota; Viridiplantae; Chlorophyta; Trebouxiophyceae; Chlorellales; Chlorellaceae
Exons: 3
Source: RefSeq, a predicted model, not a curated record
AAGGGAGCCGUGAAGAAGCUGAAGCGGGAGGUACUGGCGCUGCACUACGCCACCCACGACGCGCGGCUGGGCGUGCUGCCCCGCCUGCUGGCCUUCCUGGCCAUCGCCUAUGCCCUCUCCCCGCUGGAUCUCAUCCCCGACUUCAUCCCCGUGCUGGGGUUGGUGGACGACGUGCUGAUCCUGGGAGCCCUGCUGUUCGUGGCCAUCAGGCUGAUUCCGCACGAGGUGAUGGAGGAUGCACGACGGCGAGCAGAGCGGGAGCCGCUCCGGCUGCACAAGAACUGGGGCAUGGCGAUUGUGUUCUUUGCGAUGUGGGACGCCCUUCUCCUCGCCCUGGUGUGGUGGCUG